Molecule: messenger RNA, 949 nt
Organism: Linum trigynum
Lineage: Eukaryota; Viridiplantae; Streptophyta; Magnoliopsida; Malpighiales; Linaceae
Source: the annotation of a GenBank genome assembly
GUGAAAUGUAUCGAGGAACGAUGAAAUGCAAAGUCAAACUAUCAAAAAAUGACAAUAGACAGAGCUGCUCAUUGUACACUGACAUGCAGUAUUAGCCAUUUUGUUGAAGAUGAUCUAUCAGCUACCCUUGAGGCGAAGAGCGUGACUACGAAGGCUGAGCAGCACAUCUUUGAGUUUUUCUGUGGCCUCCGCAUCAAUCAAGUUGCCGUUGCUGUCGAAUUUGGCAGGAGGAGCGAAUGCGUUCAAGAAGAACUCGGGUUUGUUGAUGAAAUGGAGGUCAAGGUAGACACCAAUCUGGCGAAGAUGGUAAUGUGAUCUCCCACCGCCAAAACCACCCCCGGCACUCACAAUUGCAGCAGCCUUGCCACCCCAGCAGUUGGGAGUUCUCGACGCCCAAUCAAUUGCAUUCUUCAGUGGCGCUGGAGCCAGAAUAUCAGACAAGACGUUAUGGUUUACAUAAUAAAUAAUAUAAUAUAUAUAAUAAUUAAAUUUUUUAAUCCAAGUAGUUCAUUUAUACAAAAAAGUUAACCACUCGUAUAAGUUUUAUUUUCAUAAACAACCAUGCCUGUUGUGUCCCACAAAUGAUUAAUCGUAACUGGGCACCGACUAUAGAUUGGUAUGACGUUAUGAGUAGGAAUGGCUAUGGGUCGGGUUGAGUUGGGUUGGGUCAAAUCAAAACCCAAACUCAUGGGUUUAUCCGUAAAAAAAAAAAAAAAAAAAAACUCAGGGUAAAACCUAUUGGGUUUUUGAAAAACUUAAACCCAACCCGUUGGGUAUCCCCGGGUUCAUAGGUACCCGUGGGUUUGUGUUGUAAAAAAUUCACAAUAACAAGUUUCUAUCAAAAUAAAGUCAAACAUAAAUUUCCUCAUACAAAUUACCCAUACAUAAAACACUAGUUUAGAAAAUUCAAACAAAUCACAACUACACUAAAUAAAAGCACACAAUUCUU